UAUUUGCCGUGCUGUGAUUGGUUGAUCCUCCCCGUGUUGCGUUCAGGUUCAUCCCCGCUAACGCCCCUCAGAGGAGGCCUCUGAUUGGUCCGCUCCGGAGCCCCCCCCCCCCCCCCUCACUCCUCCCGUCCUGCCGAGCAGAGAGCCUCAAACAUCGGCCACGAUCUCUCCGAGCACCGGUUAUCUCUCUCUGGACGUUUGUACCGUGUUUGGGUUGGACCCGUCCUGUUCGGUAACAUCUGGAGAGACACAGCUGGUCACGUUGUUUCCAAAGCCCGCCUCUCUUCCUCUUCCUCCGGGCAUGAGUGCAGAGUCAGGCCGAGAGAUCGUCUGAGUUCACCGGAGCGAAACAACCAACAAAAACACGUUUGUCUUCAUUUAGCUUCAAAAAGAGCGCGAACCUUAACGGAACCUCCUCGUGUGUCUGCUGACGGUUAGAACCGGACCAUGGUGACUCUGACAUCCGCGCUCCGACCUCUGGCUUCUCCGCUCCGGAGGCUGGUCGGACACGCCGGGACUCAGCGCCUGACGCCCGGCAGGAGAUGCAGCCUGACGGCGUGCUCCAGCAGAUAUGUCCUGUCUCAGAUGCAUCCCAUGUGGCAGGGGCCGCUCGCGGUACCCGGAGGCGACCGCCAGUCUCCCAUCGACAUCGUCGUGCGAAAGAGCGUCUUUGACUCGCAGCUGAAGCCUCUGGUGACCGACUACGACCCGCAGACCUGCCAACAGAUCUGGAACAACGGUUACUCCUUCCUGGUGGAGUAUGACGACACUUCGGACAAGUCCACGCUGAAAGGGGGACCCCUGCAAGACAAGUUCAGGCUGUGCCAGUUCCACUUCCACUGGGGCGAGAGCAACGCCUGGGGGUCGGAGCACACGCUGGACCGGAGGCUGUUUCCUGCAGAGCUCCACUUGGUCCACUGGAACUCUGACAAGUACAGCUUGUUCGAGGAAGCAGUGAUGGAGGACAAUGGACUGGCUGUUAUUGGAGUCUUUCUAAAGGUGGGGAAACGUCACGAGGGGCUGCAGAAACUGGUCGACGCUCUGCCCGCCAUCAGACACAAGGACAGUGUGGUGGAGUUCACCAGGUUCGACCCCGCCUGUCUGUUACCCUCCAACACCGACGAUUACUGGACGUACCACGGCUCUCUGACCACGCCUCCUCUGACCGAGUCCGUCACCUGGAUCGUCAUGAAGCAGCACAUCGAAGUCAGCCACGACCAGCUGGCCGUCUUCCGGAGCCUCCUGUUCACGUCGGCAGAGGAGGAAGUCCAGAAGAGCAUGGUGAACAACUUCCGCGUCCAGCAGCCUCUCUGCGGACGCACCGUCCGCUCCUCCUUCACCCCGUUCCUGCAGGAGGCGCCGCCGUCGGCCGACAACAAACACUGACGCUGUCGGACCCAGUACACACCGACACGCCGUCUCACAUCAGAACUACCUUUGUGUUCUUCCUGCCGUUUCUCAGCCACAUUCGAAGCAGGAAACAUGUUUUUAAGUAUGAGAAUUAUUAUUACAAACAUCGUAGGGACGCUUUUAAAUUCUUCUUCCAGAAUAAGGGAUGGUUGCUGUGGGUAAAAUAAGUUUUAUUGAUUUUUAUUGACAUGAAUCUAUUUAUUAGACGUUUACGAGCAGAGUGCUGCUCUUUAAAGCCCAGGAAGUUUGAACAGACCGGAGUAAUGUGUGAUACAAUCACCACCAUCAUCGUCACGGUGGGUUGUUGGGGUUGAUUUUAUCAUUAAUUGGAUGAAUGUUUUCUUAAUCUGUUAUGAAGAGAUUACACUGUAUGCAGUACGUCUUUGUUUUUGUUUUACAGUAUGUGAAACAUCAUCUGAGUUUUAAAGGAACUCGGUUCUUCUACGCAGAAUCUUUUUAAACACGCACAAACUGUAGCACAUACAUGCAUUUUACAGCCGUUUCAUACCGUACCCACAGUGCCUUAAACGUUCGUCGAGCAUGAAAAGCAUCCACGAAGCUGUUCGUGUGCGUUCAGACAAGAUCAGGCGCUACGGCGAGAACGAGCGUCUAAAUCUGAGUCUGACCGCAAUUUACGCUGCGAAAUAGAAACACGGAGAAGUUUAAUUUGGUUUGAGUGAGCGAGCGCCGGCGUCGAUUACAGCCGUUUAAUCUGAGAAAUAAAAACUUAUUUCCUGAUUGAUUCAAGGCGACACACCGCCAUACGGACCCGAUCCGGUCUGAAUGCAACCGUCGAUGCUCAGGUGACAUUUAUCACUCCUCACUACACAUCUGUUAGGAAAUGACGAAACGUAACGUUGCACUUCCACUAAACCUGGAAACUUUCAGGUCAGACCAGUCUGUGUCUUUCAUUCAUAGUCUGUCUGGUUUAGUUUAGCUUUGGGUCGGGAAGAGGCCGUAAAGAUGACUUCAUUACACACACACAGGAUACCGACAUGAUUGGACUUUCUGGGACCAACUGCAGCCUCGUGGAUCAUCUCGUCCGUCUGACGCAACCAAACUCUCGUUUAGCUUUACUCUCUGUAUUCUGAGACAAACGGACAGCAGCUUUUUGAUUUUAACGCACGUUAAACGACGAUCUCUCCGCGAUCGCAGACAGAAAUGAUAAGCGCCGGCUCUACUGUAUAAAACACCGCUUCCAGACGUGGUGACGCCUCGACAUGUCCAUGGGCUCGCCUCUUUUGUUGAGGCAUAGUAGUCUGUGAAGAUCCAGAGAAAUGUCGGAAACAUUGUCCUAAAAUAUUCACUUGAAGCGGCCACAUGACUCAGAAAACAUCCCAUUUGACUUAAAACUACACCUGUACUGCGACUUAUACAUGAUCCAGAGCUGUAAAAGCUUCACGCUAAGGUGAAUAAAGCCCUCUGUGUGUGUUUUCUUACUAAAUCCAACGAGCAGACACCAAGUCUGAACUAAGAGCGAGCUCCUGCAACCUUGCAUCAUCUAAAAGAAGUCUGGCAGCCGGCCUGCGCUGGCUCGUGUCCAACAGUCGGCUGAAAUGUUGAAACUAUGCAGCAAUGUUGGAAAGAGAAGCAGAAAACCGACAUUACCACGUGUGAAAGCUGAGUUGGGGGGCCGCGGUGAGAGGUCACGGUUAAUCCCCUGAGCAUCAAUACAAACUGUCCAAACUGGUCCCCACGUCCUCUUUUGAAAUCGCCGUUCCUCCCCUCAGGAGGUCGUCCAUUGGCUCCCUUCGGUUGGGGCCGCGCCCUGAACAUUAACGCGCCGUGAAGGCUGCUGAUUCGUUAGAUAAACUCUGAAGGGGCCGCCGCUGACGGGAAUCGAUAGCAGGUUUGAGAACUUUUUUUUUCCGGUGUGGGAACGUGUUAGGAAUGUUGCGUGAUCGCUUCUCGCUGCAACACGCGACGAUCUACAUUCAGUGUUUUGUACUAACGUGGAGACAAGGGACCCUGUGCUGCCUUCAUCUUGUGUUUUAUUGAUGUUUUUUUAGCCGUGCCUUCGUGUUUCACGUCAUUUUACUCAUGUUGUUUUUUAUGCCUUUCUUUUUAUGAUCAAACUAUGCCAGUUCAAAUGUUCAGUCUGUGGAAAAUGUUUGUCGUCUUGUGGAUGUUUUCCUGCAGCCUUUUUCUCGUGUGAUGCCUCCUGUAGCUCGGCGUGGUGUUUUAGCAGGUGCAUGCUGUAACACUGUGUGCACUUUAGCUGUUUAUUUGUCCAGUGGGCAGCUGACAUUCCUGCCGCACAGGGCUUCACUAGGCCUUUUCUUUUUUUUUUGCUCCACCUGAAUGGUUUCUUAUAGGCCGCUUCCUCCUCCUCCGCCCAGCUGUGCAACCAGGAAUAGACCCCUGCUCCUCAGAGGGGAAUGUUAAAAAAUGAUGCAGAUGUAAAGAUGAUUUCAAAGAAACUGACAUUAAUAAAUGAUGUGUGAUGUAA
Larimichthys crocea (large yellow croaker) is the source of this 3859-nucleotide messenger RNA. RefSeq names its product carbonic anhydrase Va (gene ca5a). Gene Ontology annotation, cellular component: cytoplasm; mitochondrion. The transcript is spliced from 7 exons. NCBI's taxonomy places the organism in Eukaryota, Metazoa, Chordata, Actinopteri, Sciaenidae. Gene Ontology annotation, molecular function: zinc ion binding; carbonate dehydratase activity. The coding region runs from base 448 to 1386 and encodes 312 amino acids. The record is from RefSeq and is a predicted model, not a curated record.